UUUGAGUGGACACACAUCAUUAGACAACCUAAAGAAAAAAAAAAUGAGUUAUAAGCUGCUUAAAACUCUUGUUUCAAUAUUUGUUUUAUCUAUCCACACUUUUGAACCAUCAGAAGCUCAAUUGAAGGCAAACAUCUAUCGAAGUUCUUGUGCAUUUGCGGAGGUUGAUGUGAGAAAUGCAGUUGCACAAGCAAUUAUGAAGGACCAAGGGAUUGCAGCUGGACUUAUAAGGUUGUAUUUUCAUGAUUGUUUUGUGAGGGCAUGUGAUGCUUCGGUUCUCAUAGACUCAACUCCAUCUAACAAUGCCAAGAAAUCCGCACCACCGAAUAACCCGAGCCUUAGAGGUUUCGAAGUUAUAGAGAAUGCGAAAAACGUGCUUGAAUCCAUGUGCAAAGGCAUUGUCUCGUGUGCUGAUAUAAUCGCGUUUGCAGCUAGGGAUAAUGUCUUGUUCAUAAGGACUUCAAUACCUAAUCAAUUAAGCUUCGUUUGGUAG
Messenger RNA from Striga asiatica, 493 nucleotides. Lineage: Eukaryota; Viridiplantae; Streptophyta; Magnoliopsida; Lamiales; Orobanchaceae. The record is from the annotation of a GenBank genome assembly.